CUGUUCAGGUGUGCACGACGUCCUGGCGGGAAAGUUCCGAAGCGCUAUCCAGAAACUUUGAAACUCGCAGCAUAUGCAGAAAUUGAAUCACAGCUUGCCAGAUCCGGCAUCCAGAGACAAGCAAGGCCAUUCUUGGCUGCUGGAAAAAAAUUUUCGUCGUGCGUCAUGAGCUGUAUGGAUCGUGGAGGAGGAAACUGUUUCAAGAAGUUAAAUUGUGGUCUGGCCCUCCCACCAGAUAACGUACUCGUCCAACAGACAAAACAAUGUGCGCUCAGAAGUGGUCUCAAUACUCCAGCUGUUCAGCAACUCUGUAGAUGUUUGGCAGCUGCUGGUGCCAGGUCUGGAGAGAUUUCAAUUUCUGCUCACUUCGAAUAUGAUAGACUUUUUCAUAUAAUGAGAGGGUGA
This is a messenger RNA of Haemonchus placei, 405 nucleotides long. Lineage: Eukaryota; Metazoa; Nematoda; Chromadorea; Rhabditida; Trichostrongylidae. The record is from the annotation of a GenBank genome assembly.